AUGGAGCUCAACGCCUCCGGUGGGGGCGACUCAGACAGCAUGCAGGGGCAGCUCAUCUACUCCAUCACCAUGCCUCUAUCCAGCACCAUCAUCCUGGCCAACCUGCUCAUCAUCCUGGCCAUCGGCUGCAACCGGCAGCUGCACACCACGCCCAACUACUUCUUCCUGAGCCUGCUGGUGGCAGACCUGGGCACCGGCGUGGCACUGCCCUUCAUCCCCUGGAUGGGCCUGAACCGCCCGCUCAGCUUCGGCUCGUGCCUGCUGGUGCACGUCCUCCCCAACUUCCUGUUCCUGGCGUUCCUGUUCAACCUGGUGAUGGUGCACUAUGAGCGGUACCUGAGCAUCGUGAGCCCGCUGCGGCACCGCUCGCUCUGGGUGCACCGGCACUUCCCACUGGCCCUGCUGGCGCUCUGGCUGCCACCGCUGCUCUUUGCCCUGCUGCCAGCGUUCGGUUGGAACAACCGGCACGCCAGUGCCGCUGGUGGUUCGGGCGAGCGCUGUUGCACGUACAGGCAUAUCUUCCCCAACGCCUUCAUCUACCUGGAGGUGUACGGCAUCCUGGCACCCGCCAUCCUGUCCAUCGCGCUGAUGACGGGACGGGUGCUGUGGAUCACACGCGGCCAGCUGAAGGACAUCCGCCGGCUGCAGCGCUCUGUGGCGGGGCGAGGUAGGAGGCAGCUGGGCUUGGACCUGCGCUACGCGCGCUGCGUGGCGGCCGUCUCGCUCACCUUCCUGGCCUGCUGGGUGCCUUACAUCAUAUACACCCAUGUGGGCGUGGCCUUCCUCAUGCGACCCGGCGCCCGGGGCAACCACACUGCCCACAUCGUGCUUUCGUGCGCGGGCGUCGGGGGCAUGGCCGUGGUGCCGCUCGUGCUGGGCCUCGCCAACCGAGAGUACACCGACCCAAUACGGAAGUUUUUACGCAAACUCCACAACCGCUGGCGGCGGAGGAGGUGGGAUGGUGAGAGCAUUGCCCUGUGA
Molecule: messenger RNA, 981 nt
Organism: Clupea harengus (Atlantic herring)
Lineage: Eukaryota; Metazoa; Chordata; Actinopteri; Clupeiformes; Clupeidae
Product: G-protein coupled bile acid receptor 1
Exons: 2
Coding region: 1-981 (326 amino acids)
Biological process (GO): G protein-coupled receptor signaling pathway
Cellular component (GO): plasma membrane
Molecular function (GO): G protein-coupled bile acid receptor activity
Source: RefSeq, a predicted model, not a curated record